AGUCCACACAUGAGGCUGAACUCUGUGCACCAAUGACGUUUGAACGUAUGAAGUUGAUUGCGGGAUCGCUGGUUCUUCUUCAGGCUGAAUGUUUCGACAUGUCUUGUUUCGCAUCCGCAUUCAGACUUUCGCAGAGUGCCUACUUGGGAAAGUGGGGUGGAAGAGCGAGAAAACGAGAUGGCAGGACGACGCGACAGUUGCGCACCAACAGAGAAACGUUUGAACCUCGAGCCUCUCUCACAUCUGUGCUGGGGCGUUUGAUAGCUGAACAGGGAGAAGCCGUAUCACCAACCACCUUACCACUUCAAUCUCUCCCCUCAACAUCGAGGCGAGGUAACGGCCAACUUGUCACACCCGUUACUACGGACAUGUUCCUUGCAUCUAGAAGUCGGAAACUUCGUCGCUAGGGUACGAUACGAUACCGGCCGAGACGACAUGAUUGUAUCACAAAGUCUCUCUACUGUUAGCGAGCGAAGCGUGCAGAUGUAGUGCAAGGUACAUAGUUAUCGUGGGAUGUGUAGUGUCGUACCCAUCUUCACCGGACGUCAAGAACGUUCAACACCACUAGUUCCAAGUGGCUGGGCAGGGUCUAACUGUCUACACCGCUUCACACCGCUACAAAACAAAUCGUCUUCUUUUCGCGGACGUGUAGGGCGAGAACCAUUGUUAGCUAGAAAAGCGUCAGUGGGUAGAUCGUGUAGGUUUCCGGGAUGAACUUGGUACCGAAGCAUGGUGUGUGUGUGUGUGUGUGUGUGUGUAACGCCACAACGGUGGUGGAGGUGCGAGAAGGUUCUCUACACCGCUUCACAC
Messenger RNA from Alternaria alternata, 810 nucleotides. RefSeq lists its product as hypothetical. NCBI's taxonomy places the organism in Eukaryota, Fungi, Ascomycota, Dothideomycetes, Pleosporales, Pleosporaceae. The record is from RefSeq and is a predicted model, not a curated record. The transcript has a single exon. Bases 33 to 407 code for a protein of 124 amino acids.